This is a messenger RNA of Porites lobata, 19577 nucleotides long. Lineage: Eukaryota; Metazoa; Cnidaria; Anthozoa; Scleractinia; Poritidae. The record is from the annotation of a GenBank genome assembly.
GCACUUGAAUUUAACUGCACAGUGACAGAGUUUCCGGGUGUGAGCGUGACAGUUCCUGAGAGUUGCGUACCUGUGAAUGAAGACUUUUCGUUGACAGUAAAGGUAUUUGAUUUAUUAAAGUUCUAACAAAACAUCAGCCGGUGCUUUUAUGGAGAUAAAAACCUAUUACUCAGUGGGGUCCUCAAUCAAGGUGUCUCGACCUGCGUUUUCAAGGCCAAUACCUCACGGCGUUUGAGCAUUUACUAAUCGUCGUUUACAGAGAUAUAGAAAAAGGAUCACUACUAACAGCUUUAUCAGACAAAGAUGAAAAUUGGUUAUAUAAUCACUGUUCUGUUGACGUCGGAGCUGUCAUAGCAACGAAAUGGCGUCAUUUCCGUUUCUACUUACAGCCGUAUUUCUUGGCGCUGGGAGUUUUUUCCAAACUCGUUCACUGAAACUUGUUCCCCCACCCCCAACGCUAUCUAUGAGAGUGUUAUCGAGAUAUUUUGGGAUGAAGUUUUUAUGGUUGAAAAACCUCCUAUUACCGAGAAAAUACGGCUGGCUGCGAGAAAAAUAUAAAAUAGGUAAUGACGUCAUUACCCUGCUGUUACAACUCCGAUGUCACCUGCUAACAUUAAUCUUAACACAUUUUGAAUCACUCAUCGUUUCUGGGCAAUCUAAUACAACUCUGGUGAUCAUUUUUCCCAAUCUUUGUUAAUGCCAACGUAGUUAAUGUCCAAACUUGGGAGGUAUUGACCCUGAAAAAUCCAGUCGAGCCACCUUAACGAAAUAGAAGAUUCUACUGGGGCAAAAUAUAGUGUUCUAUAUAUAAGGCUAUAUUGAGGUGAAAUUCGAAUAUCUGUAUUUUUUAAUUUCCAGUUUAAGUCAUUAUUUUUUCUUAACUGAAAUGUUUAAGUUUUUAUUUUAUCUGAGAAAAAUAGUGAUUUUCCAGUAAAAUACUAAUAAAAUGUUCGAAUAAUGCUAAAUAGACUUGCCUCACUAAAAAGGCGGCGAGCAUAUUAACGUGCAAAAAGGCUAACGAGAUUGGUUGUUGAAUAUUCUCCCUCAAGAACAUUUUCGGUAAUAAUUAAACUGAAUUGGCAAAACAGAACCUGUAGAAUUUUCAAAUGUGCUUUAACAAUUUAACGUUUAAAGUGAACAAAAACUCCGCAGGGAUAAUCUUCCGCCAGUGUGGUUUUCAACACCGAGCUGGAAAUUACACGCAGCAGUGAGUUAAUUAGCGGGAAAAACUCGCGCUUUUGUCAAAUAAGCGCAACUUUAUCUCCCCUGGGACAUUUGUUAGCCAUUUUUCAAGUCGUAAGUAUCCACCGUGAAGCAGUUGUCGCAAAAGUCUUUCCGAGGUGGGGAAAUGCCAUUAUUGAAAUUUUUAAACAAUUCUACUACUUUACAACAUUAAAGGGCAUGAAGGCAGUAUUUUAACCCAUAAAGGUCUAGCUUAAGGUGAACUUGAGUGUAUUCUCAACCUCUAUCCUAGAGUCUCUCCUUCCAAAAGUCAUGCCCAUCUCUCUUUAAUUCUUAGAGUUGUACACAAAGAAUAUAGGGUCACCAGGAAUGUUCUUUAUUUGCAAAGACUGCCAUGAAAAGGUUGAUCCUACUUUUGAAGCAAAAGCUGUUUUCAUCUUCAUGUCUUUAAAGUAAAGUUUUACACGGUCAAGCGUAUUCUUCUUCCCGGUCCAUUCAAAAUAUCGGGGAAACCUUGUAACUAUCAGCUAUACAGUGGAACCCCACUCUACGGACACCCUCUUUUAAAAUACGGACUUCCGCAUAUAAGUGGUAGUUUUCUUUGUCCCGACAGAAAAGGUCAUAUAUUUUCUCUAAAAUUAACCCGCUUAAUGCCGACACCAUAAAUACGGACAGUGGAUACUUUUUUAAGUGAAUAUUUAACGAAAAAACCGUCAGGAAUGCGUGACACUUGUGCUUCAAUAGCUACCUGAUAAGGUGAUACUCGGUAAAGAAAUAUCAAAAAGUGUCAAAUGUUUUCAAAAACCACAAACUUUUCGGGGUUAUGACCCUCUUUCAGUGUGAGAAAAACCGUUCUGUGCCGAGGAACUCAUAUAUUGUCAACCCCGAUAUACGGAAACUGCGCGCUCGUGCUUUCUACUUUCCUUAUCACCAUCAUGUCCUAAUUGUAGAAAUUGUACGCAUUUCAAAUAUUGACAGAUUUAGAUGGGUUAAUACAAUAGCAAAAUAGCGUGGCAUUUUUGAUUUUGAUAAGCCCGUCUUUCUUCCUGAGGCCAAAGACUUACCGCCUGAGGAAAACGCACAAUAUCGUUACCUAUUAAGUUACCGUGUCAUCCCGGAUCAGAGCAAUUGAUUCGUUAAGCCAAAUGAAAAAAAACUAUAUUUAUAUUUAGUAUAUACACAAAAAUUGGAAAUUCAAGCGAUCUGAUAUUGGUUAGCUAUCUCGAACUAUGACGUUAUAUUCACCGCUCUAGGCGGUGAAUGUAAAGCAUAACAAAAUCCCUCUCGUGAACUGGGUGUUUUGCCAAAGUUUCGUAGUAAAUUAAAGCCUCUGAAACCUUUUUGAAAAUACACGAAUAUCCAAGUGCUGAUGACUUUGAAGGCAAGAAAAGACUUCAUGGUGUUUAAACAUUGUAAUUUAUUGUGAAGUGGUUUACUGUAGCUGACUUUUUGUACGCUCGAAGCUAUGUUUACCACUACAGAGGAAACAGGGGCACCCAACGAGAAUAUUGUUGAAAACCACUUAAACAUAGCGUUGUUAACCGUAUUUUAGUAUUUAGACGGUAGAUAUAGGCAUAUUUUUAUCCCCUAAAAAUUUUUUAUCUGUUCGGAUUUCCUAGCUGAAAGUCUAGUGAUCCGAAAAUUAUAUGGAUCAAAACUUACUUUUUCGAAAAUUUUAGCCAGAAAAAGGGCUUCCGAAAAUUCUAGGUGACCUUUUAAGGGUACAAAUGCGUUAAAAAUGGGCAAUUACAGUAGUUUUUAGAUGUUCGAAAAUCCUAGGAGAGGAAGGCAAGCAAGAAAUUUUACAACAAAUGUUCCGAAAAUUCUAGAUCUCAAAUCGUCUUCCGAACAGAUAUUUUCCGAAAAUUGUCGCUGGAUGGUCCCUGAGGAAAGCGAGGUCGCUUUGUUUUGUGAUUUCGGGAUUUUCUCGCGAGACCAAUUUUGCCUAUAAAUAGAAGUUAAUUUAUGGAGAAAAGAGGAAGGCAAGUAUUUUCGAAAAUUGUACGUGCCAGCAAGUUAACAAGGCAAAGAACGUUGGAAAUAAACAACGCUCACCUUGAUCGUAGCCGCUGUUGACAGCAUUUGCAAGAAGCGACAAAGAAAACUUUCUCAUUCACGGUGAGUUGACAGAAACAAAUAAAGCUCUACUUUUCUUCUCAGAAUUGGGUAGUAAUUUAAAUUUUCGGCGUUUUUCUUUAAACGGUUGAUGCUAAAGCUUACAAAACUCGAUGCAAAAAGAUUAAAACUAUCAUUUGCCAUGUUUGAAGAUACUGUAGAGAUCUAACUUUUGCGCAUCUAAUGUUUACGGCUUCGUGUUCACGCAUGAAUUCACCCUUCAAUCAAACUAAUCGUUUUUUAAUGGUUCCUUUCUGAUUCUGUUGAGAUCACUUCGUGUGACUAUACUAUUAUUCACCUCAGGCUCAGUUAAUAUUAUUGAAUAAUCCCCUCGACUUCGUCUCGGGGAUUAUUCAACAAUAUUAACUGAGCCUUCGGCGAAUAAUUAGGGACCUUUAGCAUCGCAGUUUUCGGGGAGACGGCAACGCCAUUGACCGAGGAGGACUAAGAAUAGUUGACACCGUUCCCGCCAAAAUCAAAAAUUAAUUUAGCUGACACCUUCUGUGCGACGGGGUAAACAUAACACAAAUCAACACAAAAUUUAGAGUGAGGAAAACGAAUUUAAUAAUAGAUGGCAAGUUGUAAAGAACUCCGCGAUCCCCUGGUGACAUGUUAUGACAGUAAGAUUACCUCAGACGAAGAAUUUCUUAUUUGAAUGAAGCUAAAUGAUUUGUUCCAGUCUGAAAAUCCCGAUUUCGACUACGAGAGCUAUCCUGCCUUUGAUCUUGCGGAAAUGAGCAUAGCGGAUUGUUUUGCAGAAUUUGGUUCUGAAAAGCAAGACAUACCUCGUCUUUCCCAAGCACUACAACUCCCCCCAACUUUUAGGUCUACCUCAUUGAUCUCUCUGUUGUAUCCCUGUACUGUAAGUCUAAGAGCCAAGUAGGAAUUCAAGCACGUCUAUUGUAAACACGAGCCUUUAUUAAAAGCUGCUUAAAGUCCAGACAUGAAGAGAAUAACAAAGGAAUGGUCUUGAGUGCUUCAUGACUUCUUAAUGCAUAAAAAGGCCCUCCGUUCAACUCUUAUUUUAAGAUCGAUGGACUCUUGCUAGAUAUUGAAGUUUGAAGGGUCAAGUUUCAUUCUUUUUUUCUACAUUCAAGCUUAUGCACAACAAAUAAAAAGUGACGUUCACUUAUCAUCGAGAAUUUUCUGAACCACAGCAAGGAUCUGGCAUACCGUUCAUCUGCUGCUGGUUUUGGAUUUGUUGCUCUUGCUUUCUUAUUUCCAGCUCCUGUUGUCUUAUUUCUCUGUCAGCUCCUGACUUCUCUCUUAAGAAGUCUACGAGUGGCGUCGCACAAAAAAAAAAAAAAAGAUCCAUCCUUGCUUUCGGAUUUUCGCUUAUUCGUUUUUCCUAAGGUUUCCAUCGCCUUCUUUCUCAUGUUUUCAGCCGUUUCUUUUUCCUGUUGUUUGGAUGCAGUUUCGGCUUCCGACGCUGUCGCGUAUCUUCUCUGGAAACUAGCUCCUCAAUUAGAGCUUCUCUCUCUGUCAAGUCGUUCACAGCAAUUCCACUCGCAUUUUCUUCCUCGAGAAUUUUCUUGGUAAAGUUUUUCCUUAGUAACAUCCAUCUCUCUCUCACUGCUCUUUUGUCUUUAAGUUGAAACUCUUGAGACUCCAAUCCAUUAAGCGUCGAUACUAUUGCCUCCCAAGCUAGGCCACGAGCUGGGCUUCCUUUAUUGUGAGCGAAAACAUUGGAGCCAAACAUUUCCCUCAACAUAAAAACAUCUUUUUCCUCCGUCCAUUCCCUCGGCCUGAAAGAAAAGUUAUCGUAAUUUAAGAUUACUUAAUUAUUCCAUGUAAAAUGAAAGCUUUUCGGUAACUUUUGGUCUAUUUCGUACUUUUCUUUUGAUCGUUCCCUUGUUUCGUCCACUGCAGACAUAUUUGACCUUAUAAGCUUCACUCAACUUCAGCCUAAAAAAAACAGAUAAAAAAUUGCUCACCUUUGGCCUCGCCAUCUUGAUAGACUAUGAAAAGAGAGUCUUUCUUUAUUUUGAAGGCAUUUUAGCCUAAAAUAAAUGUAAUAUGCUAAUAGCGGAGCUCUGGCGCGCGAAGCGCGCCUGCGGAGCACCAUGGGUAAGUAAAUCUACCCAUCCCAGAAAAUUUGGUAAUCACGUGACCGUACACCGCCCGCCCGUUCGUCCGCACCACAGGGAAACCAAUGUUCACUCAUACUUUCUAGCUAGUUUGGGAGCACAGGAAGACUGAUAUUGCACACAUAUUGAAGAAGUCUACUCACGUUUUCUCCGCAACGCGAAAAACAGCUUUUUGGCGUCGGCGCGGGCCUUGCACAACGUCGCGCCAAAACCUUUGACGCGAACCGGAAAUAAAAAUCACUUCCGGUCGCCGUGCCGUCCCAAAUUGCUCUCGCGCUACAGGUCCCUAUUGUUAGAUGCGAAAAUUGAACCAUGCCUUUAAUUUUUUAUGAUUUGCCACUAUGCGAGGAGAGUUGGGAGCUUGGUACCGAGGAUAAAGUUUUGAAUUUUAAAUCCGCCAUGAUGUGCACAAAUAAUAUCGUAGUCGACGUCGUAGUCAUGAAUCUUCGUAUAAUUGAUGUAGUGGUUUUCAGGGGCACCCAACGAGAGUACAGUUCAAAACCACUUAAACAUAGCAUUGUUGAACCAAGAGCCAUGAUGGGACAUUACGGUUCUUGGCAAGAGCCGUAAUGGCUCUUGGUUGAACUUAUUUUAAUAUUUAUGUAAUAAACGGUUGAUUAUAUGCAUAUUUCUAUCCUCUAAAAAUUUUUCGUCUGUUCGGAUUUCCUAGCUGAAAGGCUAGUGAAAAUUUCAGCCAGAAAAAAGGCUCCCAAAAAUUCUAGGUGACCUUUUUAGGGUAAAAAUCAGUUAAAAAAGGCAAUUAUACCAUUUUUUAAAUGUUCGAAAAUCCUAGGAGAGGCGGACAAGCAAGAAAUUUUCCAACAAAUAUUCCGAAAAUUCUAGAUCUUAAAUCGUCUUCCGAACAGAUAUUUUCCAAAAAUUGACGUUGGGUGCCCCUGGGUUUUGAUUUCGUUGAAACACAAACUUUUUCCUUCGACCCGCCUCCUCCCCAGCUCCUGCCUUUUUUUUCCUGUACAGUGGUGAUGUUAGUGUUGUUGCAGGCAUUGCCCUCACCUUCGCAGGCAAUACGUGUUUAGUAAGAGUUUGAGUUGAUAUUUUGAUUUGAUAUUCUGAGUUUAAUAAACCGGCUAUGUGUUAAAUGUUCACCUAGCCAUUUUACUCCAUCAUGUGUUUUGUAUUGCCUUUACUAACAGAGCGCAGCACAUAUUUCAUGUUGGCUAAUUUUGAGUCUUUGCAAUUCUACUGGGGAAAUUGAAGCAUAAAUUGUGUUUUGUCAUGGAGAGAAUUCUGGCAAAUGGAAUACAUUUAUGCUUAGGCGGUGCAGCGGAGAGGCUUAAGUAUUGUGGGGGGGUGGGUGGGGUAUACAGACAAAAACUCGUCGUUCAUAACUAAUUUUUAGCCAAAUUGAAGAGAUUGUCUGUUUCAGUUUUCUGUGUUCGAUAGAAAAUUCAGAAAUUCUCUUUGCUCAAAGUUCGAGUGUUAUGAGUGUCAAGGUGGUUGGUAACUGGGCAACAUACAUACUGUACUGAGUAAAACGAUUAACCAUUUUUUCACCUACCAAAGUUAGACUUUAGAAAGUUACUAUUGACAGGAGCUUAGCAUGGUAUAUCGGAGACCCAUUGAUAGACCACGAAGAAUCUUUCAUUAGGACGUCCAAACAUCGUGAAGGUCGAAGAUUGAUAACUACAAAAUGCGCAUCGGACUUCUCCUGAAGUUUUGCUUCACUUGACUAGGCAAAAUGAUCUAUCUAAACAAAUUGGAUUGCUUUUAGAUGAAAAUGGAUCGUAUAAAGAGGACGCCUCCUUUUACAUGGCAAUAGUGAUCAGAAAUCCAAACCGACUGUAACAAACAAAAUGUUUUAGACUGACAGUUCAUUAAGUCGUUCCAUACGGACCGUACAAAUUGUGAUGAACAAAUUUAGGAUCUAUCCAUGCUUUGUUAUGCCUCAAUAGGUGCAAGAAGUACCACAAGGUGAUGAUAACAAAAAACGAGAAGGGCCUAUUAUUCACAUUUUCUGCUCGGAGGAAGUUACGCUGGCGCAACCUGCUACAAUUACGAUCCCCUUCACUUUGCGUAAAGAAUUGGAGGACGUAUAUUUAAGGGAUGAAGAGUUACGUGAGAUGAGAAUUUUCCACGCCAAGGAUGAAUCAAGUGCAUGGGCUGAACUGCAUCCAAAAGAUUUUAAAGUAGAGAAUGGGGUUGUCACAUUCCAAGUGAGCCACUUUUCGAUGUAAGUACAAUUCUUAGUGUCUUAAGGGCACAAAUUAUUUUUUUCCGCGGAUAAAAAAGUAACCACUUAAUAUUUUUGGUUUGGUGCAGAUUCAACUUUCGUGAAAUUUUGAGCAGAUCAGUGGGCAGGUGAGGGAGGGAGCGAAGAGGCCUGCAACUGAGAUUAGAUGUUUUCACAUUAUACCUUACUUGAAAAGUGGUCAGCUCUUUUGGUGAAUUAAAAGCAGAGUUUACAGUUUACACUGGAACCGGCCGCGUGGCACAACCACCCAGCGUUUAUAUUUUGAAAUUCUUUUUAUUAGAAAACCUGGUGAAUACGACAAGAUGUUCAUAGCUCAACAUUGGGCUUUUUAGUAGUGUUCACUGUGCUUUUCUUGAAGGAUGUGUUUUAAAAAGAAGAACGAGGCGGCAGAAGAGAAGAAUAAUGAUGGGAAAUACUAUUUGCUCAACAUAGCCGCGUAUCUGAUCAUUUAGUUCUGAAAUAUCGAAGAAACACUGAAACGCAAGCGGCUAUAUUAUUCUUUUUGAGAUAAUGACAACAAAGGUGUAGCUAUUCUGACGAUUUAUGAUUCAUCUCCAUCUUUGCCGAGGAACUUGGACAUUUUUCACUCAUUGCUGUGUAGUAAGGCUGGACGGUUACGAAAAAUCACUUCAGAAAGUGCUGUAGAGCAGACAAUUUGAACUCGUGUCGAAUCUCCAUGAUUCCCAUAAAAAUGGUCUGAACUCGCCAAAAUUGACCUCAUCGCACAAGCCCGUGAUUUUUCUUUUCCUCCAAUCGAUACUUUUCUUAAUUCAGGUUUCAUCAUGUAUUAUAACUUCUCGUAAAACCUUUUACUUUCAAUUCAAACUUUUUGUUCUAUUGGAGGGGCUCAGCUUUGCUCUCACCAAACAAGAAAGUUAUUUUUUCAGCUCAAGCGAAUGGCUUUCAUCACUGGUCGUCAAUUCAGUACGCGUAAGUUCCGCUAUCCCCAGAUCCCCAUGGCACACUGUUACCUUACAUUUUGAUAGUUUAUCGCGCUCAAAAGAAGUUUUAUCUUAAGAGGGUUGUUAUCUGGACGACCGGAACGAUAAAAGCCAAGCGCUUGCAGUGAGCAGUGGAGAUAAUAUCACCUUGCUUAUCAUGACGAUCGUGACCGGGCAUCGUCUCGUUUGGUAAAAGCGAUGUGGGAACCCCCCCAUCCUAAAACGUUUCACAAUGAGUUAGGCUUUGAAGCGACCACUGACAGAAUUUCAAUAUGUUAUUUCCUUGGCAUUGCUCAAACACGUCUACCGAGAAAAGAAAGACCAGUAGGAACAGUCUGAAACAGACCUUUUGGGAGUGGUUUUGUUAAGACCUGAAGCUGAAGAAUACUGCUUCAGUACCCUUCUUUUAUUCAAACUACUAGAAAUUUUAACGUUGAUGAUGUCUAGUGGACCCCAGUUUUUAAAAUAUGUCCAUUAUUGAGAUGAUGAAGAAAAAACUUCAUUCAACUAAUCUUCAACAUAUAUUUCCAGUAUGCGAAAAAUGUGCUUUCGUGCGUGUGCCCCAGGCGUUCCUUUAUUCUUACCCAUCUAUAUUUUAUAAAUCUAAACUUUUAAUCAGUUCUUUAACUAUAAACUUCUCCAGACAAAGCCUAUCGAACCGAAAUAGACAUCAUUGCAUGGAAGAUCUCUAUAAAUGCAAUUUUAGCGCGUUUGAACAUUUUAAUGUGAUUUAAGAAGCUUCGAGUUCGAACAGUAGGCUACCUGUAUACCCUAAUCCUUAUUUCAAGUUAAUAUUGCAAGUGCAACAGGGAUUUUGAAACUCGCCUAAUCUACUUCACAAAAGCCUUAGGAAACGAACAGACGACGGUGCAAAGGCAAGGAAAGUCAUCUUGGUCUCGAACUCAUUCAUUUUCUUACAUGCAGAAUUCAGAUUGGAAGGACUAUCAUAGAUUUUGCCUGGGAUGCCUGCGAUUUUACCAUUAACAAAUGAAUUAUUGGAUGAGGCUGCGUAUCAAACUUUGCCUAUUGUUAUGGUUGCAUUUGGCAAAUACCGUUCCUCGGCAGGUUCAGGGCAUAAAGGGAUGCUUAGUGUAGCAGAUAUUCUUCGAAAAGAAUUUUGCUUCCGUCGAGUGUGGUUUUUUAUCAUAAGGUUUUAGGUGUUAAUUCCGGGCCAUUUUUCUUUGGCAAAACGAGUAAAAUCUUCCGCCAUUUCAGUCAUUUACUCUGGCUUUACCAAAACAGCUGAGCUACCACGCCUUCUUCUGUCCCUUUUCCUGUCCAUUAUCAGACUGUAUCAAUAUCUGCAAUCAUCUUCCCAAAUUGAUCAACGGUAGCUGCUGGUUAUCCUAAACAGGGGAUUUGAGCCAAUCAAAAUUAGAUAAAUAUUUUGAAUGAAUAACAGUUUGAACAUACUUUUAACGUUAGUAGACAACUGUAUUGUUAUAAAAAACAAUGCACGUUGUCUUAAAUCAGCUUUGCAGUAGUCUUUGGACUUCUCGUUCUUGGUUCUUCAGUUAUAUUUUGGCUGAUUAGAUCUCUUUUCUAGAGAUCCAACGUUUACAACUAGCAGGAUCUUCGUCCACGGUUUUUGGAGUUACCGUAAAAUUCCGAAAAUAAGCCCCGGGGCUUAUAUUUUUCAAAGUCCCUUUUGGAGGGGCUUAUUUUUGGAGGGGUCUAUAUUCGGAGGGGCUUAUGCACGGAGGAAAAUUUGCGUCAUAAAAUCAGUUGGGCUACAAUGUCGUGGAAAGGAAAUUUGCCAUUUUUGCUUUCUUUUACUUUGUAUUCGAGGGCAAAUUCCAAGUACAAGCCCCCCGGAAGGGGUUAAUAUUCUGAAGGGCGAUUUAACGGAGGGUUUUUUGCAUUACGAUUUUUGGGGGCUUUUAUUUGGAGGGGCUUAUUUUCGGAAUUUUACGGUAAUUUAAUCCUUUAUCAUUUUUUUGCAGGUUUUGGCCAUGGUUUCACUAUGCUGUACCGAUUCUAUUAACAACAGCCAUGGUUGGUCACCGUUAUUGGCUUUCCCGACCAUGGACUGUAAAGUUAGAAGCUUGGCUAUGUAAAACUGUUAUUCGCGGUUCUUUAGCCUUAAUUUUGCGUUGCUAUCCAGAUAACUUAAAAGAAGAACUGCGCAACGUUACAUCCAACCUCAUUGUGCUUUAUCAUGGUAUACCAAUAGAGCAAACAUGCCGCCAUGGCGACGUUUUCUUUUUCAGUCUUGUGUCCCUAUACCCUACUGAGGAUGAACAGUUGUCAGAAGAGGAAAUGCAAAUAAAGUAAGAAAGCUGACUAAAAAGAUUAUUAAAUAACUUUACAGCUACAGUCAACUCUCUCCCUUUCUCUCUCUCUCUACCCAGCGCUAUCAAAAACUGAACUUUUCUGACAUUCGAGCAAUGGUUUUCUUGCAAUCAUACGUAAUUAUGCCGGAUGGUCGCUUCCAGGAAACAGAAAACAAAAGUGUAAGUAAAAUUUCUGGUUUAAACAAGAGGUCGUGGUCGUUAAGAAAUUUAAGUUGUGGUCGCUUACGAGACUUUUUGGAACAGUAUUUGACUAAGAAACAAAACAGUUAAUUAUAUAAUUUCAAAGUGGUCGCUUAUACGGGAGGUGGUCGCUAUGGGAGAGUUGGCUGUAUUUCAAUUGAAACUAAGCAUUCCCGAUAAAAAAAAAUAAUAAAAAUUUUAAAAAGUGGAAAACAUUUCCUGUUUAGGGUAUUUUGGGUUUUGGGUGAAUGAUUUGUUCGGGUGGUAUUUCCCAUUUUAUUAUAUAAACUGCAGUGUUUUACAAGGAUUUCUACCACCGAGAAAUGUGGUAUCUGAACACACGUAAAAAUACGAUAUUUUUACAUGUGAAGAUAUCGAUAAUUUCACUGACAUCAGGUUUGUCUCUUAAAUUGUACUUAAAUUCGUUGGUGUAUCAUCGAAACAUCUUCGGGUCUUCCUCGAAAGUGCUCGGCAAUCUUCGGACAUCUUCGGAAAUUUUCGGAAAAUGUUCGGGAACGUUCGUCUGGUCUUCGGGACAAUUUGAAAAAUCUUCGGAAAUCUUCGGAAGGUGGUCGGAAAUCUUCGGAAAAUCAUCAAAAACGCCGUGAUCAGUACGUUUAUAUAAUAAAAAGAAUAUUACACGUUAGCUCGAAGAUAUGAAUUUUAUGUUCUCGUGGCAAGAGCAAUAUCUCACUCGUUCGCUACGCUCACUCUUGAGAUAUUGUUCUUGCCACUCGAACAUAAAAUUCAUAUCUUCUCGCCACCGUGUAAUAUUCUCUAUUAUUAUAUGGAGGAGAGUGUUUUACUGGAAACUAAACCACUCGUAGAUUCCAUACGCCACGUCAUCCGGGACCCGAGUGGCGUAUUUUCCGUAUGUCACCUUUGUGAGUGUCGUAUCGUUCAAUGACGUCACGAUUCCCGCCUUUUGCUUUUGUUGAAUUGGUUUCUCCAUAUAAUAAAAAGAACAUUACACGUUGGCUCGAAGAUAUGAAUUUUAUGUUCUCGUGGCAAGAACAAUAUCUCACGAGUGAGCGAAGCGAACGAGUGAGAUAUUGUUCUUGCCACUCGAACAUAAAAUUCAUAUCUUCUCGCCACCGUGUAAUAUCCUCUAUAUAUAAAUAGCGGGCUGCUCGACAGGUAACUGCAGUACAGGUUUAUUGCCGUAAUUAAUUACUAUUAUUAUUAUUAUUAUUAUUAUUAUUAUUAUUAUUAUUAUUAUUAUUAUUAUUAUUAUUAUUAUUAUUAUCAUUAUUAUUAUUAUUAUUAUCACUAUUAUUUUUUAUCAAUAUUAUUAUUAUUAAUUUUGUUCAAAUUUUAUUUUAUCUUAAGGGAAAACUAAACGAUUCUGCUGUUUGACAUGUCCAAUGUUUAGUUGUUGUUUUUUUUUUAACAUGAAGUGUUUUUGUCUUAUAUAAAAGCAAAAGUGUACUUUAAAAGCCAGUCGCCAAAAUGUUCAUCUGCCUAAAAGAAUACAAAUUACAAGCAACAGGUUGAAAAUACAGGCUUUGGUCAGUCCAUUUAGUCCAGGUAUCAAUACAGCUUCUUUUCUCGUUCAGCAAAACCAGCUGGCGGCUUCAAGACAACUUCAUUACUGCGCUUUUCACAAACAUACGAAUUCUUAAGUUCAAAAGCCAACUGACGAUUGCGUUUUCCGCUGCCGUCAAUCAUCUUAACGGACCUCUUAGGAAACAAAACUUUAAGUUAACCGGUUCAAAAGGUCAUGGUUUGUGAUUUGUGAUUGGUGGAUUUCGAUCCAUUUUGCGUGUUUCUGUGUUUCAAGGUUCGUUGCUUGUGAUCGUAGUUAUGAUUGACGGCAGCGAAAAACGCAAUUGUGAAGGCAGCUUUUGACCUUUAGAGUUCGCAUGUUUGUGAAAAGCGCAGUAACACGCUUUGCACGAGUUUUCCGUACGGCAACUGAGGGAAUAUUAGUUUUUAGUAUAUACUAAAACAGUGGAUAGUGUUUUUCACGCGCUCUGAUUGGCUACUCAAUCAGUGAAUAUCCUGCACUAUUCACUGAUUCACCUCCAGUUCCUCCGAGCGAGCGACGCCAAACUCGCGUAAGUUGCGAGCAAAAUGCCUUCCCGGUUUGCUGCCGUAAACAAACAAAGAAAUUUCACAACUAAUCAAGCAAGCUGUUUCCAAAAUACACGAAGAUGGUGACGAAGUUCGGAUUGGAAGUUUUAACAGGUAAGGCUUUGUCUUUUUGACACGAAUUUAUCGAUAAAACCGGUGGAAAAAUUUUUGUUUACAAAUGCAAAUUAAGUUUAAGUCUUGCGUUACUUUAUUUAGUUGAGUUGUUCAUAAAUAAGCUUAAAACUAAAUUUAAUAAUCUUUUGUUAUAGAAUGAUUUUAAAUACAAAAAGAAUGCACACCUCGUUUUGAAGAAAUUUCCCCGCAAGAGCUAAACAAAUGUCUGCAAAAGUUUUAAUUGUCGGCAAGAAAAAGCGACGGCCGCGGCCGCCCAGUCAUUACGCGCCAAAAUUGUAAUCGUUGGCAACAGUAUUUGAGUUAAAAAUCAUCAUUUUUGUGCUCAAUUAUCUCACUGUUUUAGUAUAUACUAAAACAAUUAUUCACCUCAGUGUCGGUGGCUAGUCGUGGAUAUUUACCUCACUGCUUCGCAGUUCGGUAAAAUAUCCACGACUAGCCACCUCCACUUCGGUGAAUAAUUGUUAUAUAACUGCACUAAAGAUACUGUACUGAUCCAAAUUCACGGUAAUUUCGACAGCUUCAGCGAAGAAUUAUUUUCGUUCACAUUGUCCAUUGUCAAUAUCCUAGAAUCCUGGUGAGUUUUUGGACGUGUUCAUUGCUCUAAAUGUUUUUUUGUGACUUGUGAAAAGCGAAGUUUCCUUGUAAAGUCAGGAAGGUUCACCGAUGGUAAUGGUCACCACGUUCUCCCUCGUGUUAUAGUUUUCAGUUGAAAUAUAGCAUAGCAUUCCUAUCAUUUUGAACUUAUUGACCAAUUGAAACAUCCGCAUUAAUUUACUCAGUUGGUGACAUCUAUCUGCCACCACAGUUCUAAUGUUUAACACGCGAACGAAGAUACUAAUCUCCGACUGACUGCUGGUGUAGACAAUAAUAUUAAAUUUAGCGAGCAUUCACGGCCUGCGAGAAAUUAAAACAACAACACAACACAACUGCAAAGAGUAUUUUUAAUAUAAUUGUUUUUCAAUUUUUGUAGGUCAUUUGCACAUGCCUUACUUGUGUCGAUUAUAUAAUUAUUUUCGAAAGAGUAACGCCUAAAAACCACCAAAAAGAACGUUGGGCCUCACGUCCUUGUCGAUCCAACCCUAGAAAGAAGAUCAAAGGUUGUAAAUUUUAUGACAGUGGAAUGAGUUCAGACUGCACUAAUCACUCCAUAUUUACAGGCUACACCAGUCUAUUAAUUUCAUUAAGAUAAAUACUAACUGUAAUGCGUUAAUUGGAGUGAUUUUAAAGGUUUUAUUGGAUAAAUAAGCAGGGUUGAUAAUGAGUAUGCAAAGAGCCCAGGCAUGGAGCCUUAAAAGAAAUAGGAGGCACGUAAGCUAUGUACACUUUGUCUUUUUAAGGAUUUCACUUUUUUUAAACAGAGUUCAAGCUAAUAAGAUCAUGCUUCCUGAAUGUAAGAGUGACGUGAUCCGUGUUCAACCACCUGGUGAUAGUAAUAAUCCUCAAAUAGAGUUCUUCAAACGAUCAGAAAAUGGGGGAAAAGAGAUCAUACGCAAGAUGUGUCUUCUGCCGGUAUGGUGCUUCAGUAGUUAUGCUUACUUCCUAAACUAAUAAUUGUUGUCCUUGGGAUUUUCUAUACCAGAGUAACCAAAAACCCCACCUUGGCUGAAUUGUUUACUCGGCUUACGGCAAUCGCUGCGUAAAGAUAAGAUCCCAAUGACUAAGAAGGCCAAAAAAAAAAAACAGUUUAAAAUGGUGGAAAAAUAGCCUGCGUAAACCUACCCUAAUGCUGGUUUUCAAUUGGGGCGCAGAAGAAUUCAAAGUUUUUUAAUAUAAAACAUAGAGGGCGGUAUAUUCAAACAUUAUAAACUGUGUUUAAAAAAUAGAUCCACGUUCUAUGCUCACUAAAAAUGGGCCAAUCCUUACAACCGAACAUUGUUUCCUGUUCAAUGCAUCAAGAAGGCUUACAGCCAAGACUAGAAAACCAUCUACCUAUUUAAAAAAAAUUAGUUACAAACUUCGUUUUAUUAUAACCAGCCUGGGCUGGUGUUUCGUUCUUGAGCCUGGGGGGAGGACGUAAUGACUGCUCCAGUAUAGAAUAAAAUAUCUAAGCUUUUGUCUUAAGUCAACCCAGUUUCAUAAGUUCACUGUGUCAAAACAAGAUAGCGAUAGCAACGUUUUUUAAAGGAAAUUUGUAAAGAAAACUAAUAGAACACAAAUUUUAUUAAGUUAUUAGUUCUCAUAGAAGCGUAAAAUCAUCAUAGUCACAAAAAUUGACAUUGAAAAAUGCUCUUUCGUAAAUUUCAGGAAAAGUCCUCAGAUUUCAACGAAUUUCAAGGCACGUCGGAAUGGAGCCAAGUAUGUGAUUGUUUGAUGUGUUAUUUUUCAGAUACUUUUGAGAAAGAAACAAAGGCAUACAAUUAUAGGUUGCUCUUUCCAAUAUUUACUUUGACGAAGUCUCCACACUCUAAAGCUCCCUGCUGUUAAAAAUCAACCAAACAUUCAUCUAUAUCCUUUUUAAAUUUAUUCCUUACCAAUACAGUGGAACCUCGAUAUAAUGAACCUCUGUAUCGAGGAGUCCUAGACUGUAAAACAGUCGGUUUUUUCCUCAGUCUCACUCUGUCUUUUCAGCUUUGUUCGAGACCUUUUGUUUGACUGCUCGAGUGUACUUGAAUACGCAAAAAUACGGACUGUUUUGCAGUCUAAGAAGUCCUCGGUGUAUUAAACUAUAUUCACUUCGCCCUAAUAAGAGCAAACCUGAUGUUAGAUAGGUAGUUAUAUAAACUUUGAGUUGAUAUUCGUUCUUGAAUCCACGAUGGCAUUCAAGACGGCAUUUAUUUCACUGUAACAUCCCUCUGUCAAAGAGCUUCUUCUAUCACUUUAUGGGGAUGUAUAUUUUGUUACCUGAAUAAAAAUAAAAUUCGGAUGAGAGAAUUUGUCUGAGGAAGUAAAAUGUUUUACCCUUUCUGUUGUAGAGGUCAUGGUUUUAGCAUCCCAUUUUGCAUUGACGUGCACUUCUCUAUACUUCAAGCCUUCCACUCCGACAUCUACAGUCUUUGUUUUGACCUUCGUUCGAAGAUCCGUUAAAAACAACAUGAAAAAACAUGAAAACAACCUUAUUUGAUCGUGUUCCUUAUAUGAGUAUCCGUUAGCUAGCCUUUUUCCACCGUUGCUCAGUUUUGGUAGUACAGUGGAACCCCGAUAUAACGAUAUGCCAACGGGAGCAUUAAAGUUAUAUCGUUAUAUCGAGGAAUCGUUAUAUCGACACUCCCGAUACAACGAUAUGAAUCGAUAUGCAUCGUUAUAUCGAAACUUCCGAUAUCAAUAUCGUUAUUUAAUUACAUUUGUAAUGAGUAUCAACUGGUUCACAAAAUAACAUGUCAAGCAUGCAGCAAUGUCCAUAAACAAAGUAAGUAAAAGUAAACUUAAACCGUUUGAAGUUGCGCCUGUUAUCGUCUUUAACGUUUUAUCGAAAAAAAAAACAAACACUUAUUCAUUCCUGAAAGUACUCCUUCAGUUUGGUUUCCUUCACGUUGUUUGACUUGCAGUCUUAAUAACGCGUCCUUCAUCGCCGAAAGAGAGGAAAGAAAGUCUCUCUCUCUUUCGCCUGAAUCUUCCAACGGAAUUAGAAAAUCUCUUAUUGCCUUCAAGCUUCGGUAGCUUGCAUAGGAGUCAGAGGAGUAGGCUCCAUCACUGAUGUCAUUUUCGUAUAUCAUCGUACAAAGCUGUUGACAGAAACCUUAGAGAUGACUCAAUUACUGUUAUGUAUUAAAUUCAAGACACCCGAGUAUGUGUAGGCGGCUUUGACAUAUUCCACGAUAGCGAUCAUUAAAUUGUUUCCUUCUAAAUUUGUAUUUUAAAAAAAAUAAACACACUAUAAAUUGUUUCUAGUUCAAUCUAGGUUUAAUCAGUCUAGACAGGAGUGUACAACGUACAAACAGACAUAUACAGAGAAGAAAAACCACGUGCAAGCACGCUACUGUAGCUCGUGAACAUGGCUGCCAUGUUCUUUCUCACUUGCGACAACUCGGAAGCGAAAGCGUAAAAGCGACAACUUGGAAGACAGUUUUUCAAGAGGUGGGGGAUUUGAAUAUGAACUCGUAUACUUUCAAAAAAAGUAAUAUUAACACCUUUUAAAAUCAUUAAAAUGAUUCGCACUACCCCCCCCCCCCAUCCUUCCAUUUUGUAAUACCAGAAGUCCCACUGGAAUGGAGCGACAACUUGGAAGUGACAAGUAGGAAGCGACAACUUGUGACCCCUAUCGGCUUCCGUAGUGUACUGAUAAUAUCGUUAUAUCGGGAACAAUUUUUCAUCGUCAUAUCGGGAAUAUCGUUCUAUCGAAGAUCGUUAUAUCGGAGUUCUGUCCCAUAUAUUUUUUUUGCCAGGACAUAGAAGAUUUAACAAUUAUUCCUCGAACCCGAAUGGGCUCUGAGUCAAUAGCCCAUUCGGCCUUCGGCCUCAUGGUCUACUGACUCAGAGGCCAUGAGGGCGAGAGGAAUAGUUUUUUCUAGUAAAAUCCAACUAGUUGGUCAAAAAUAUCGAGAAUAAAAAAAAUUUAGCUACCUAAAGAUAGACUUUAAUCCUUUUUGCCGCCAAAAAGCCCGCGCUUUUCGCUACUAGUGGGCUAUAACAUAUAGCCUAGUUGUAGCUCAACCAAUCAGAACGCAGCAUUGAUAAUAGACCACUAGCUGGAUUUUAAUAAUCAUCGUUAUACCGGGAUCAUCGUUAUAUCGGGGUCCACCGUAUCUAUUUACUCGAAAACCACUGCACACUUAUCGGUACGAUGCUUACUUGAGGACGGCCAGCGACGCUGAACGUUGCGAGAACGUACAGAGAAAAUAAGUGUGCAGUAUUCUUAGCUCAAGCUACUCACUCACUCCUGUCCUGUGCUUUUUUGAGGAAAAAAAAUCGACCGUUCGUGGCUAUGCAAAAAUAAAAUAAAAAAUAAACAAAAUGAAAACUUAUCUAAAAUCUAAUAUUAUGAACUAGGGUAUCUAAAAGACAGUAAUGCUGCGGCACAUUCCGUUGAUACUGACAUUAGUUAGGCAGUGAGACCAGAAAAUGACAUUGAAUGUCCUAUUUACAUGAUGGAAAGUAACAAUUACUAUCAGUUCAUAGAGAGAACUCGUGGGAACGUUGUUUAGAAAAUGAUCAAGUGGUUAUCAACUCUGGUUUUCCCACAGUUAAUUGUAGGAAAUGAUAGAAAUUCAGAUUGUUUAUCCAUAAUUUUAUUAUACGGUGUACUAUCUUUUCUCUGGAAAAACAAUACUUUUCUUGCUGUUUAUUGCACUUUAUUAAAUAACAGUUAUGUAUGUAUAUAUUUAUAGAAAACAACAACACAAAGAACGGGGAAAAAAAGAGAGAAGGAAAAAAAGGGUUGCGAAGGACUCGAACCCGGCACCUUCGGCUCGACGUACGACUACACGGCCUAACCACUACACCACAGGGGCUGAAAACAUAAGUCUUGGGAUUAGACUUUAAUUUAAUGCAUUUUCCAUGAAACUUCGCCCGGCAAGAUGAUCGAGCCGCAUUAACCGAGCAAUUAACAGUAAGAAAACAAUGUAAACGCGGCAUAUUCCAUGGCAAUGAAUAAAUGAAAGAACAAAAUUAUGCUUUACAAAACGCCGAUACACGUCCUCGUCUCCAAAGUAGGACGCACGACAUAUGUUUUGUUAUCUCGAUUUCCGCUGUUAUUUUGAAGCCAGUGGUCAAAAUCACAUCCAUUUUCGGCUCAUAGAGGUUCUUAAGAAUAGCAUGGCAUGACAUUUUCUCACUUUCACAUCACCUUCUAGCAAGGUGGAAUUUGUAUAUCCCCCGUGUUGCGGAGUCGAAGAGCAAAUACUCAUCUUCUCGUCAAUUUUAACGUCUGGACGAGUCCAAGUCUCUUGAAUUGAAAUCCAAUCCAUCGUUAACCAUCGUACUCAUCUGAAAGACUCCUGCGUAUCUUAAAUUUGGUUAGACCUCUAGCCGUGCUGUACAAAAUUUGCCUCAAAGAAACUCUGAGUCUGAGCAGCGAACGAUGCACGCCCGGCUGCACGCUCUCAACCACCGAACUUCCUCGUGUUUUUAUUUGAGUUGUUCGUGGCGCAAUGCAUCCUGGUAAAAAGUAACGCAACGCACUCUGUUUAAAUGCAAUGCAUUCUGGUAAAAAGUGAUGAAUUUGAGAAUUCCUCCCACCUUAUAUAUUUCCCUUAAAUCCUGAUUGUGUUGCUGCUCGCUCCCUGCGGUCGCUCCGCAGCAAUUACAAUAAUUAAUAUGGAAUAAGUUUGAAUUAGUAAUCUUAACAAACAUAUUCACAAAAUUAAUGUCGAUAUAGAAAGGUAUAAAUAACUCCCGAUAUCUACUGUCAUCUUUCCUUUUGUAGAGGCCAAGGCCAAUUUCAAAAGGAAAGCACAAUAGUAAGGUAGGAGAAUUUUUGUAG